UGACAGAUGGUUUGUCAAAUUUGAGUUAGUGGAAUGUUGUUAUAGCUGGGCGUGUUUGGAUAUUACCGGGAGAAUACGAAAGGAUACUGCAUCGAAGACGUCAGCGUUGCGUCUGCCUUUGAAUCGAGCUUCGUUAGACAUACAGUGGUGGCGCAUAGUGAGGAACUAGCAUUGCGACCUGGCAGUUUCAUCAGUCGUCCCUGGAUCGUUGCAGAACAGGCCGCAGGCAGUCAACUUGCAGCUUGGGCGGACGAAGUGCAGCCAAGAAACCAUGUGGGAAGAAACAAACACAGCUGGAGGUUUCUAGACAUGGGACCUCUGUGACACGACCGCCCAUGGCCAACAUGCGCUACUGUGAGAUGCCACGAGAUGUGUCGUGCGAUAGCCUGGCGGCUCUGCGCAUCGCUGAGGGACGGGAGGACAACGCCGAUGGCGCGAGCCCCGAGAAGUCCCCGUCGUCGGACGCGUCGCCGCCGUCCGGCUUCCUGGUGAACGGCACGGAGACGCCGCUGCUGAGGCCACGGCCCACGUCUGCCGCCGCGACGCCUCACGCCGAGCAGGAGGGCGCCAGGACGGCAGCAGCGGCUGCAACCGCGGGGGGCCAGGGCGCCGCGAGUCGCCGCACGCUGCCGCCACGCGCCGACUCCGGCCGCAAGAUCUCGCACCCCGGCGCCGCGCGGCCCGCGGUCUGCUACGACAACUACGGCUCAUUGCCACAUAGCGUUGGUGCUCACAGUAAGUCACAGAGCUUACCGGCAAACUCUUCUAUCAAGAGCUACGAUUCAGUUGUCUUUGAUGCACUGAGAGUACCACCUGAGGACUUCGCAAGCCAGUUGACACUGCUUGAUCUGCAGGCCUUUCGCAGUAUUCAGCCUGAAGAGCUAACGAGCUGUGCUUGGAACAAACGCUCUAAACUCACCGUGGCACCGAAUGUUGUGGCCUUCACGAGACGUUUUAAUCAUGUCAGUUUUUGGACUGUACAAGAAGUUUUAAAUGGCACUACACCAAAGCAAAGAGCAGAGGUUCUUGCUCAUUUUAUUAGGAUAGCAAAGAAACUAUAUGAUCUUAACAAUUUACACUCACUAUUUGCAAUCGUAUCAUCCCUGCAAAGUGCAUCACUUUACAGGUUAACCAAGACUUGGUCAUGUUUGUCAAAGAAAGAACGACAGACAUUUGAUCGUCUUGCAGAGGUGUUUUCAGAUAAAAAUAAUUGGAGCAACCUAAGAGAACAUAUGGAAAGUCUUAAACUGCCUUGUGUACCGUACUUAGGAUUGUUUUUGACUGACCUUACAUAUAUUGACAUGGCACAUCCUCACUCUGGGGGCAUGGAAUCUGAGCAACGCCGUCUUAAGAUGAACAACAUACUUAGAGUGAUAUCAAAUUAUCAGCAGUCUGACUAUUCCACUCUUGUGCAUCUACCUCAUAUACAGACUUAUUUACGUUCUGUCAGGUACAUUGAAGAGCUCCAGAAGUUUGUUGAGGAUGAUCAGUACAAGUUGUCCCUAAAAUUAGAGCCUCCAUCUCCUGCUCCAAGUUCAUCCAGCUCCAAAGAAUCAGUUUCUGAUGCAGUGGCUUCACUUAGUCUCUCACCUGCUAAAGGACUGUCGUCAGGCUCCUUGAGGCUUGCAGCUGGAUCAAAAUUUGUGCCCACUCAUCGCAAAUGUCGCAGUCUCGGCACCAAAUUCCGUAGCACAAGCCUUCCUCGUAACUUCCACAAACAGCAACAUCAGCUGACAGGCUGGGUUCCUAGUGGCAUCUUCAACAAACAGUCACAUGGGAUACCAUUCAGUGAAGAUGAGGACAUAGCACUGAAAUCAAGAAAUCUCCUUGACGAUUCUGUCAUUGAGGAACAGCUUCAACAACAACAACAACAGCAGCAACAGCAACAGCAACAGCAACAGCAGCAACAACAGUCACCUAAAGGCAAUGGCUGCCACAAGGAGGUAGACUUGGAAGAUGAAGAAGGUCAAACAUUACUGCAUAGAUGUGGGUCUAUAGUGUCGACAGAUUCUGAUGAGUUUUGCCAGGAAGCUGGAUCUCAUUAUACAAUACAAGGUUGCCUCAGGCGAAAAACUGUGUUAAAGGAUGGUCGGAAGCCAGCUGUCUCAUCGUGGCAGCGUUACUGGGUUCAGUUGUGGUCGAACUCCCUUGUGUAUUACCCUCCUAAAUCAUUUAAAGGAAGUGAGAGAUCAGACUUCAAAGGAGAACCUUGUAAAAUGGUAUCUGUUGAUGGGUGGUCAGUUGUGCUGGGUGACAAUCCAUUCCAACAAGAUGUUUUUCAGCUCACAGACCAUGAAAAAGGGAAUGUAUAUAAGUUCAAAGCUGGCAGCCGCUCUGCUGCCCAGCAGUGGUCUCGCCAUCUACAUCAGGCAGCCCAAGGAACCAAGGAAAAGCCCUUACCUGCCAACCUGAUGUCAUUUGAAUAGAUACAAACACAUUAUUUUGCUGUCCACUACUGUGUGAUGCUGUGUUACUAGUGCAUGUGAAUUUAAAUGUUAUGAAGUGAUUGGUUUGAAUGUUAAUGGAUAAUCCUGAUGGAAAUGUACUUGUCAUCACAGAACCAUCUGAACUGAGAUGGAGACAACUCAUACAAAAAUGCGUGACACAAAAUAGUAAUUAAUAUGAACAUUAUUGUACAUUUUCUUUUGUACACAAAUUUUACAUUAUGUAACAAGAUGAUGUAGAAACUCUGACAUACAGUAUCAUAUUUAAAUGGUCAAGUGUGUUUUAAAAAACCAUAGUAGAGGUCUAUGAGAUGACAGAGAUUUGUGUAACAGUCUUAAAUGAGCACAGUGAAGAUUGUGGUUUGAUGUGCUGUCACUGUUAGAGAAAUUGCCAGUGUUACAAUGUUGGCAGAUAAAUUCAGGAAUCUCCAUGCAGUCUUUACAAAAGUAGGAUAGAACAUAAUCAUAUCUCAUGAAAAAGUGUAAAAUAUUGUGCAAUCAUAAAUUGAAGAAAGAUAAAAAAAUCUAGUUCUCACUUGCCUUGUAUGUAUAGAAGGUGUUAUGUGAAAAAGAGCCUAGGAGUCAUCUCUUUGGUGGUACUUUUUUAUGAAAAUUUUGAAUAUGUUAGGUGUGUGUGUGUGUGUGUGUGUGUGUGUGUGUGUGUGUGUGUGUGUGUGUG
Molecule: messenger RNA, 3123 nt
Organism: Schistocerca cancellata (South American locust)
Lineage: Eukaryota; Metazoa; Arthropoda; Insecta; Orthoptera; Acrididae
Gene: RalGPS
Product: ras-specific guanine nucleotide-releasing factor RalGPS2
Exons: 15
Coding region: 336-2426 (696 amino acids)
Biological process (GO): Ras protein signal transduction; positive regulation of GTPase activity
Cellular component (GO): plasma membrane
Molecular function (GO): guanyl-nucleotide exchange factor activity
Source: RefSeq, a predicted model, not a curated record